AUGCGAAGAGCGUGUAGCGGCGAGCACAUCUACCCCCAGCUUUGUUCUCUUGCACAGCGCUGCGGCAAAGAUCCGGCGGCAGCCAAGUGGGUUCACUCGCAGAUCGUCGCCUGCGGCUAUGGAAGCGAUCGAUUUCUGGGGAAUCUCGUCGUACAGAUGUAUGGCGGCUGCGGGCGCGUGGAGGACGCGAUGGAUGCGUUCCGCCGGAUCCAGCAGCCCAAUGUCUUCUCUUGGGCGAUUCUGGCGGCGGCACUGCUGCACAGCGAUCGGCUCCGAGAGGGCCGCGAGGUUUUCUCGCGAAUGCCGCAGCACAAUGUGGUGUCGACCACGGCGAUGCUCGCCGCGCUCGUCUCGGCCGGGCUGAUGGAGCAGGCAAUGGCGGUGUUUGCGAGCAUGAAGGAAAGGAAUGCCGUGACAUGGACUGCGCUUGUUACCGGAUUCAGCGAUGGUGCUGCCGCGCUCGAGGCGUUUGGAAAAAUGCCGCAGUGGGAUUGCGUGGCGCUAAACGCAAUGCUCGCUGCAAAUUUCCAAGAAGGGCAUUUUGGCAUGACGAAAGAUUGUUUCGAUAGGAUGCCAUGGAAGAACGAGGUGUCGUGGAACACGAUCUUAGAUGCUUUCUCGCAACGAGGUCUGAUCUUUUCAAUCUUGGAGAAGUUCUGGAGAAUGCCAAUGUGGACUAUUGUUUCGUGGAACACUAUGAUCGCGGCAUUUGCCAGAGUGGGGGAUAUGUAUAACGCAAAGAAAUCUUUUGACACCGCUCCAGAGCGCGACCUGAUCUCCUGGAACAGUCUCUUGGAAGCGUGUAGUAACAUCGACGAGUCGAGGAAAGUGUUCGAUCUUUCGCCCAAGUGGAGCUCGGCAACUUGGAGCUCUAUGAUCGUGGCACUUGCACAAAGCAAUCGCGUCAAAGAAGGCGUGGAGCUCCUGCUUCGCGCGGCGAUGGAGCUCGAGGGAUUCCAUCCCGAGCCCGGCACUCUCACCGCUCUCAUCACCGCCUGCACCACCACCGGGUCACUCGAGCAGGGAAGAAUCCUCCACGAGUUCCUCGGCAAUUCAAUCGCUUGCGACGAUUCCCACGGGCUUUCUCUGGCGAGCGUGAUGCUCCGCAUGUAUAGCGAGUGUGGAUGCCUCGAGGGGGCCGAGCUCGUCUUCUCGUCCAUGCCGGAGCAGGAUCUCGACUUGGUCGCGUGGAGCUCUAUGAUCUGUGCGUACGCCCAUCACGGACAGGGCGAGCGAGCGCUGGAUCUCUUCCGGGCUAUGAGCGCCGCCGGAGUGGAGCCCGACGAUGUGGUAUUCGUGAGCAUCAUUUCGGCUUGCAGCCACAGUGGUCUACUCCAUCACAGCCGGGUGUUCUUCCACUUGAUGGCUGGGGAGUUUUCGAUCGCGGCAGGGCUGGAUCAGUACAAGAGCAUCGUCGAUGCACUGGGCCGCGCGGGAAUGAUCGAGCUAGCUCUCGAGCUCUUGCAAACCAUGCCUUUCUUCCCGGAUAGAAGCUCUUGGACGGCGUUUCUAGGGGCGUGUAAUAGCCAUAGAAGGAAUGUGAGCGUGGAUGUGGAGCUCGAGGGGCUUAGCGGUGCGCUCUACGUGCUCCUGGCCAACUCGAAGCUUUGUUAA
Molecule: messenger RNA, 1614 nt
Organism: Selaginella moellendorffii
Lineage: Eukaryota; Viridiplantae; Streptophyta; Lycopodiopsida; Selaginellales; Selaginellaceae
Product: pentatricopeptide repeat-containing protein At1g56690, mitochondrial
Exons: 1
Coding region: 1-1614 (537 amino acids)
Molecular function (GO): protein binding
Source: RefSeq, a predicted model, not a curated record